AGUCGGUAAUUUUGGGAGCUUACAUUAGCAGCCAAUUUCACACUGCUCUUACUGUCAAUAUUAAGUUUUUUUUCAUAUAUUUAAUAUAUUACCUAUUAGUUUUUCGGGAGUCAAAUAAACUAAGGCGUUUUGAAGAAAAACCAUUUUUAUAAUUUAAAAAAAAUCAUAUCAUGAUAGAAGUGAUAGCCAAACUUCCUCACGGCCAUGUAUUCCUUUCUGGAGAAAUAGUAGAAUGCAGUAUAACUUUCAUUCAUCCACCUUCUCCUAAUCAUAUGGUGUCUCAGAGUUUUACGGACGCAUUUGAGACUUUAGCAUGGGCUUCAGCCCAAAUCUUGUGUCAGUGUUCUACAGAUUCAAAAGUGACUCAUGAAAAAGAAAAGUUGAGCCCCACUUUUGCUGACACUUCCUUAGGUACAGGCCUUCAUGAAAAUGGGACUUCUGAGAUUGCUACUAGACCCAAAAUACUGUUUUGUGAUUUGAGGCUGUCUCCAGGACAGUCAAAAACAUUUAUUUAUAGAGAAAAAAUUCCAAGUGAUUCUCCUCCUUCUUACAGAGGACAACUUGUAAAAUAUUCAUAUAAAAUUGCCAUAGGAACUCAACGUGUAAAUAGUCCAGUGAAAUUGUUGAGGAUACCCAUCAGAGUUUUACCCCUCUGUGAGGCUCUAUUGAGUGAAGCCAGUGAUCUUUGUAAUGAAACAACAGAGGAAUUAACCCCAGCUAAUCCUUUCUUAGAAAUCAGACAAAAGGAAAAACCUCUUGAUUUAGCUCUACAGAGCCUGCAAAAUGUCACUGCAAGACGCAAUCCAAAUUUUUAUAUGAUCACAAACCUCUGGGGAAAAGUGGCAAGGUUUUGCUUAUUCAAACCUGCAUAUAAAUUAGGAGAAGACAUUAUAGGAACUUUUGAUUUCACAGUAGCUACUGUCGAAUGCGUUCAGUUUUCCGUCUCCCUUCAGUGCGAAGAAGAAACUACCAUUGAUGUGCACAACGAAAAUUCCAAACAAGUGAGGGUGAUUACCUUUAGCAAUCAUCACGAAGUUUGUUUAGGAUACAAGUAUACUCAGCUAAUCCUUCCUAUACCACUCCAUGUGACCCCUGCAUUUAGUACAAAGUUAGUAAGUUUGAAAUGGCGUCUACAUUUUGAAUUUGUGACGAGUACCCACAAAGGCCUAAGUACCCCAUCGCUUGAGGACACUAAUUGGCAAGCACCUUCUGAAAUACCUAUAGAAACGAUGGUGUGGAGUUUGCCAAUAAGAUUAUACUCAACUACACCUAUGCAUGUGGCCCAAGGGGUGCAUGCUAGUAAUAAACAUAAACUUAUUAUUCGUUAGAUAAUUGUUGUAGAUUUGAAAAUGUUUUUAUUUUUAUAUUUAUAGGUUACAAGUGACAUUCAUCAAUAAAAAGGUUUAAAAUACUCCAAA
Molecule: messenger RNA, 1418 nt
Organism: Leptinotarsa decemlineata (Colorado potato beetle)
Lineage: Eukaryota; Metazoa; Arthropoda; Insecta; Coleoptera; Chrysomelidae
Product: RAB6A-GEF complex partner protein 2
Source: RefSeq, a predicted model, not a curated record